Molecule: messenger RNA, 1599 nt
Organism: Manis javanica (Malayan pangolin)
Lineage: Eukaryota; Metazoa; Chordata; Mammalia; Pholidota; Manidae
Source: RefSeq, a predicted model, not a curated record
UUAUCAUUAUUUAAUUAUCUGGUGUGUUUUCCUAACAGCCCUCAGGCUAGGCUAGUCAGGACCACCCGCUGCGAAGGGCAAGGAAUUGGACCCCCUGGGCCUGAGGCGACAAUCUCACUCUCUGUCUUUUCUUGCCCUUCUUCAGGGGGCCCCAACCCCCUCAGGUGGGACCACAGGAGAGAGGACCAAGGGACCUCCUGUCAGAGACAGUUCCAGGCCCUGCCGAGCCCACCAGCCUCGAUGUGUAAGAAGGCCUCCUCUAGUGUGAAACUGGGAGACUUCAAGACUGGCUAUGGGCCAGUCUAUUCUGAGCAGAAGCAAGCCUACAAGCCCCAGGGCCUGCCCCCAGACAGGUAUGACAAGGCCCAGGCCUCGGCCCACAUCCACUAUGUAAAUAUACCUCCUGAAGAUGACCUCUUCCUUGACAGGACCACCAAGGCCGAACACUUCUAUGCCCGGGAGCCAGAUCGCUAUGUUCUUCACCACGACCGCACCCCGGAGUCGCACAUCCUAGAAGGAAAUUGGUGCCCCGGCCACAGCAGCCUCACCACCUCCUCCCACUUCUUCCAUAGCCAGCCGAUGCCCGCGACCAAGCCACCCAGCCGCUACGUGGCUCAUGAGAAAUUGCAGAGUCACGUGGACCUAGGGAACUCGUCGCUGCUCGGACAGUUCUUCCAGACCACCAUGGGCACGGACUACUGCCCCCCUGGGCCGCAGCAACCACAAAAAGCGCCCAACCUCCACUUGCUGCAGAGCAACCUGCCCCAGGGUACCGGUGAACAAGAUUUUUUUACCACGAACUAAAAGAUGCUGAAGCCGCAUAGAACAGCUCCGGCCUCCGUGACGGACCAAAUGCUACAGCGAUGCAAGUAUAGCCACAUCGAACCCCCACUGGGUACCAGGCGCUUCUUCUUAACCCAUCACAAAGACGACUUUACUGUCAAGUAUCAAGGCCCAGCAGUGCUGAGAUGGGGCAACUUCCAGGAGAGCCACGUGCCUCUGGGCUCACCCCACCAGUGUGGCUGGGGGGUUGGGCAGCGAGGCCGGGCGCGGGCCGCAGAGACAAAGGCGCGACCGGGGCAGCCGGGCCGGGACAAAGGCUGGCCCGGGGGGCGGGGGCAGCGAUGGCGACGGCCGCGGCGGGCGCGGGCGAACUACAAGUCCCAGCAGCUCCCGCUGCGGCCCUCGCCCGGCCCCUCUGCUCCCCGGGAGCGCCUGGCGGGGCCGCUGGGCCGAGGGGGCCGCCGGCGGGGCUGGAGGGCGGGGGUCUUCCUGCGGGCCCGGGGGGCGCGGCGGGCCGGGCAGGGGCGAGGGGCGCCGGGUGAGUGUCCCCGCGAGCGGGCCGGGCGGGCGGGGACCGGGGCGGGGGCCGGGCGGGGGCGGCCGCGGGGCGCGGCCCGGGGCGACCUCUGUGCGGCCCCCGCCCGCCCGCCGGUCCUGCAGUGCCGGGACGCCGCGCGAGGGGAGGGGGCGCGCCGGCCUAGCGCGCCCGAUCCACCGCCGGGGCCCCGGGGAAGGGCCUGGAGGAUCUGGGCGCCUUCCUUCGGGAGUGUUGGGGUCCAGAGUUCUGGAAACCCCCUCCCCCAGGAGGUGAUCUAG